Molecule: messenger RNA, 2354 nt
Organism: Centropristis striata (black sea bass)
Lineage: Eukaryota; Metazoa; Chordata; Actinopteri; Perciformes; Serranidae
Gene: chrne
Product: cholinergic receptor, nicotinic, epsilon
Exons: 12
Coding region: 310-1923 (537 amino acids)
Biological process (GO): monoatomic ion transmembrane transport; regulation of membrane potential; chemical synaptic transmission
Cellular component (GO): synapse; postsynaptic membrane; neuron projection
Molecular function (GO): transmembrane signaling receptor activity; acetylcholine-gated monoatomic cation-selective channel activity
Source: RefSeq, a predicted model, not a curated record
CACCACAGCCACUAGAUGGCGCCAGGGUGCAUUACAAAAAAAGCUUGAGUUUCUCUUCAGAGUUUACGAUGUGCACCUGAAUGCACCACAACCACUAGAUGGCGCCAGGGUGCAUUACAAAAAAAAGCUUGAGUUUCCCUUCAGAGUUUACGAUGUGCACCUGAAUGCACCACAGCCACUAGAUGGCGCCAGGGUGCAUUACAAAAAAAAGCUUGAGUUUCUCCUCAGAGUUUACGAUGUGCACCUGAAUGCACCACAGCCCCUGUCGGCGCCUGGUUGAAAUUACAUAUCAAUUCAUGGUAAAGGUAAAUGUUCUCAAGCCAGUGUCUCCCAUGGAUGUAUAAAGAGGAUUUGUCUUCGGAGAAGCAGGAGGGUUUUCCAUUUUUGUUGUUGUUUCUAUGGAAGUUGUCUGGAAAGGUGCAGCUGCGGGCUACAGUUGAGUGUAAUGAGGAGUCCAAGCUGAUCAAGGACUUGUUCUCGGGCUACAACAAGAAUAUUCGUCCGGUGGUUCAUCCUGAAGACAAGCUGGAUAUUCAGAUCAAGCUGACCCUCACGAACCUGAUCUCCCUGAAUGAAAAGGAGGAGACUCUUACGACCAACGUGUGGAUUGAGAUUCAAUGGACUGAUUAUCGCCUUUCCUGGAACGUAUCUAAGUAUUAUGGCAUUGAUAUUAUCCGUGUCCCGUGCAGCACAGUUUGGCUUCCUGACAUUGUCCUCGAGAACAACAUUGACGGCAAAUUUGACGUGGCUUACUACGCCAACGUGUUGAUCGACAGUAGCGGCUGGAUGUACUGGCUGCCUCCAGCUAUCUAUCGCAGCACUUGUGCCAUCGAGAUAACCUACUUUCCAUUCGAUUAUCAAAACUGCACGCUAGUAUUCAGAUCCCAGACGUACAGUGCCAACGAAGUGGACCUCAUCUUGGCGGUUGCAGAAACGGGCGAGACGAUUGAGUGGGUGGACAUCGACCCCGAGGCCUUCACAGAGAAUGGCGAGUGGGCCAUUGUCCAUCGUCCAGCCAGGAAAGUCAUCAACAAACGGUAUUCACCAGAUGACCUGGAAUAUCAGGAGAUCAUGUUCAAUCUGGUCAUCCAAAGGAAACCCCUCUUCUACAUCAUCAACGUCAUCCUGCCCUGCUCCCUCAUCUCCUCGCUGGUCGUGCUGGCUUACUUCCUACCUGCACAGGCCGGGGGACAGAAGUUGACUGUGGCCAUCUCCGUCUUGCUGGCUCAGACUGUCUUCCUGUUUCUUAUUGCUCAGAAGGUCCCGGAGACGUCUCUCUCUGUCCCUCUUAUUGGCAAGUACCUGAUCUUCGUCAUGUCUGUCACUACUCUUAUUGCCACCAAUCAGAUUGUGGUGCUGAACUUCUCCCUCCGCAGCCCGAGCACUCAUACCAUGUCCUACACCAUCAAACAUCUGUUCCUGGAAAUGGUGCCGCGCUUCCUGGGCAUGUCCCCGCUGGUGGACGACAGCGAGGGGAUGGCCGAGAUGAACGGCGUGAGGGAGCGGCGGCGAAGCUCCUUCGGCCUCAUGCAGAGAGCGGAGGAGUAUGUACUGAAACAACCUCGCAGUGAAAUGAUGUUUGACAAGCAAAGAGAGAGGCACGGUCUCACACGGACCAUUGUGGAUACGAUGGAUGUCAGCAGCACAGCCAACCUGUAUAAGAGUUUGGCCCAGGCUGCACCCGAGAUCAAGCAAUGUGUGGACGCCUGCAACUUCAUCGCUGAGAGCACGAGACAACAGAAUAACAUUGGAUCUGAAAUUGAAAGCUGGGUGCUGAUUGGUAAAAUGAUCGACAAAGUGUGUUUCUGGGCGGCCAUUCUACUCUUCAUCGUCGGCACAGUGGGAAUCUUCUUACAAGGACAUUUCAACCGGGCGCCUGAAUUUCCAUUUCCGGGGCAGAACAAAAAAUAUGUCCCGAGUUAAAUACAGCAGUAAAAUCUUUUUACUGUUGUGAACCUUUGCAAGGGUCAGUGUGCCUGGUGCUGUCUGUAAGGCUGAGUGAUGCUCCUCACUGAGGCUCAGGCUGACUUAGCAGGACGUUAUUAACAAACCUGUCCCUGUUCAUGUUCACAGCUCAGACUCAUCAGGCAGCUGAAGCUUUUCAUUCAGACUUACAACUCGCUCUUUAUCUUAGUGUAAGUUCUUUGGAUGUAUGCAUUAAAUGGGUUGAGUGGGUCUAGUUUUUAAUAAUCAUCAUCAUCAUCAUUAUCAAGUAAAAUUAUUAUUUGUUUUGUGAUAUAAAAGACUCAACAGUGUGAGUUUAACCCUCUGAACCCCAACAAGCCGUUUUCAGGGCUUUUUUGUUGUUGCUCUUUUUACAUUUACUCACUGAGAGCUUGUAUUUCUCUGCAGUA